AUAGUGUAUCUUCUGAUUGACGGAACUUUUCUGGGAUUUUCCUAACAUCAAUCAUAUCGUGAAAAUGACGGAUUCCUCGGGUAAUAAUAAAUGUAUAUUUUGUAAGAUAGCAAGAGGACAGGACAAAGCAACCGAUAUUUUAUACGAGAAUGAAGAGCUUGUAAUAUUCAAAGACAUCAAACCCGCCACCCGCCAUCAUUACCUCGUGGUCCCCAAACAUCAUAUAAAGAACCCCAAGAGCCUGGACAACAGUCAUCUGUCGCUAGUGGACAGACUAGUAGAGGUGGGAAGAGACUUCCUCAAACAGCAAAGUGCGGAUGUUGAUGAAGCAAGAUUUGGUUUCCACUGGCCACCAUUUACAAGUGUCAGCCACCUCCAUUUACACGUGUUAAGUCCCACAUCAGAUAUGGGAUUUAUAGCUCGAUGUAUAUUUAGACCAAAUUCUUUCUGGUUUGUCACAGCAGAGUGGCUCAUAAGCAGAUUGAAAGGAAUGGAUACCAAGUCUUAGGAGCGAUCAUAUAUGCAGAUGAAAGGCCAUUUGGACGAACUGUGAUACCAUUUGCGGGGGUGCUGUCGAAAUAUCCAUAAAACACAUUGUCAUUAAACGGACUAAAUUGCUCAUUUUAACAUCAGCGCCUGCAAUCAUUUUAGUGACUGUGAAUAAAGACAGAAUCAACGGUGCGUUUUACACUGACGGGUGAAUUGACGAAAUGGUCUUCUUCAUUGACGUUGGGUGUGUAUAAGGAGCUUGGAAAUAUGGGGAAGUAUCUCAUCAACGCCCCCUAGUGUUCGGAUUUGAUGCCAAUGUAUAUAAGCGUCCGACACACUUUGGAAGUUAUCGACGGCAUGAAUCAAGUCUUUCACGAUACUUGGCCAGGAAAGAAUGGCUGCUUGGGAGAUUUCUUUUUAGAAAGCUUUUAAUUAACUACUUUUGAUAAUGUUUUCAUGUAAUUCAUUAUUAUCGAUUAUUGUUUGAUUUGAUCUAUAAGUACGUAAUGUACGUAUGCUAUGGUGUGUGUGGCCGACCUCUCUGGGAGGUAGAGGUUAGUGUGGGUGGAAUUUGACAGCUAGUAAACAUAAAUGAACUGGUUUUAAGCGUCUGUAUAACAUGGACACAUUAUUUGAAUGAUGAAUUUAAAACAAACAUUGUGACAUUGUGAUGAUAUGCAAUUUCAUCAUUGUAUUGGCACCAUGCAUUUCUGCUGAUUCAUACCGUGAUUUGUUUGGAACAUUUUUAACUGUAUUCUUUUGAAUCAUUCUGUGUUAAUAUGGCCGUUUCAUGUGUCGUUUAAUCUGUAUAUGAAUGCAUUGACGAAAUAGGAAUCAUAAAGCUGGCAUUUAUCGCGUUAUUUUAUGGAUGUUUUAUUCAUUCGUUUUUGAAAAUAGAAAUUUUUGGUUGGGUUAACAUAAGUUGCUAUAUUUGCUGAUUAACGGCGAAAGGGCGUUGGUUACUUUAAGCAACAACAUAUAUGAUCUAGAUUUUUUCGGCAUAGCCGUAUAAUAUUCUUUAAUUCGGCCCCGGAUAUGACGCGACAGGUGGCGUAACUGUUCAAGAUGAAGUAUGUGAUGGUCAAUGUAGCGGUAAAUGCAAAAUACAGAUAUGCAGUUAAAAACGAAACAAAGUUAAGAUUGAAUGCACGCUGAAUAAGUAGAUGUAUCUUUUCAAAUGACACAUGAAUAAAAUAAUAUUCCUGAUUCUAAUGCAGUCUUAUUAUCACCAAAAAUGAUUCAAACUGAUAUAGUU
Pecten maximus is the source of this 1744-nucleotide messenger RNA. Its product is annotated as histidine triad nucleotide-binding protein 3-like. Gene Ontology annotation, molecular function: catalytic activity. The transcript is spliced from 5 exons. The record is from RefSeq and is a predicted model, not a curated record. The coding region runs from base 65 to 508 and encodes 147 amino acids. Lineage: Eukaryota; Metazoa; Mollusca; Bivalvia; Pectinida; Pectinidae.